AUGGCUUCUCAACUUCUUCCUCUUGAGCUGAUCGACAAGUGUGUCGGCUCUAGAAUCUGGGUUAUCAUGAAGAAUGAUAAGGAGUUCUCUGGUACAUUGCUGGGAUUUGAUGACUACGUCAACAUGGUUUUGGAAGACGUGACAGAAUUCGACUACUCUGGUGCGCAAGUUAAGCUCCCUAAGAUAUUGCUCAAUGGCAAUAACGUUUGCAUGUUGAUUCCUGGAGGCGAAGGGCCAGUUGGUAGCUCAUGA
Messenger RNA from Aspergillus fijiensis CBS 313.89, 252 nucleotides. Its product is annotated as RNA-binding protein LSM5. Gene Ontology annotation, cellular component: U6 snRNP; Lsm1-7-Pat1 complex; U4/U6 x U5 tri-snRNP complex. Gene Ontology annotation, molecular function: RNA binding. The transcript is spliced from 6 exons. Bases 1 to 252 code for a protein of 83 amino acids. Gene Ontology annotation, biological process: mRNA splicing, via spliceosome. The record is from RefSeq and is a predicted model, not a curated record. Lineage: Eukaryota; Fungi; Ascomycota; Eurotiomycetes; Eurotiales; Aspergillaceae.